This is a messenger RNA of Talaromyces proteolyticus, 2165 nucleotides long. RefSeq lists its product as uncharacterized. Bases 153 to 1877 code for a protein of 574 amino acids. Gene Ontology annotation, biological process: fatty acid beta-oxidation using acyl-CoA oxidase; lipid homeostasis. Gene Ontology annotation, cellular component: peroxisome. The transcript has 7 exons. The record is from RefSeq and is a predicted model, not a curated record. Gene Ontology annotation, molecular function: FAD binding; acyl-CoA oxidase activity; fatty acid binding. Lineage: Eukaryota; Fungi; Ascomycota; Eurotiomycetes; Eurotiales; Trichocomaceae.
CUCUCCAAUCCAUCUCAUUCAGGCUUCAUACUAGGCGAAAUCCCUCGCAUCUAUAACCUCUUCUCUUAACAUAUAUAUAUUGGGCGUAAGAAGCCCUCUUGAAUAUAAGCAACUCUGCUUGAUAUGCUUCUCCGGGAGCCAAACUACGCACGAUGCCAACCCAAAGUUAUCCAUCCACACUCGGCUUCCUAUCUCAGGACCUGUUUCGACCUCGAUAUGAAGAUAUUCCACGCAUAGAACAUGUGGAGUACACCUACCUCAGGGCAAGAGAGCUUUGUAGGCAUUAUGCUCUAACAAUGGACGACGUUCUGUACUACUCCCCCAAAUUUUGGCAUCUCAACAAGGAUGGGAUGGCAGUAGUGGACCCUAUAGCCCAGGCACUAAUCAGUAUCCAAACCAAUCUGGUGGCUGGAACAAUUGCGACAUAUGCCGUCAAAAGACCAGAUCUUCGGCCACUAUUCGAGAAAAUUGUGCGUUUUGACGUCGCAACCUCCUUCAUGCUCAACGAGAUUGGCCACGGUAAUGAUGCGAGCAACUUGGAAACCACAGCCACGCUUCGGUCAGAUGGCGGUUUCACCCUCCAGUCUCCUACACCCGACUCUUACAAAUUUAUGCCACCUUCCAUGCCUGUUGCCGGGAUUCCUCGCGUUGCGGUGGUCUUUGCCAGGCUUAUGGUUGACGGGGAGGACCGAGGUGUCCGACCAUUCAUUGUGUCCUUAGGAGAUGGCAAAAAAAUGUGCACGGGAGUAACCUCCUAUUUAAUCCCACCGGUAGCAUGUGGAAGAAUGAUGGACCACGCUAUCACUUCAUUCCACGGUGUUUCACUCCCCCCGAACGCAAUGCUAGGAGACCUCGCCAAACCUGAUAACUUCCGUGAAGCCUUUUUGAAGGCAAUUGGCCGUAUUGGUGCUGGUACUCUGGCACUGAGCCUAUGGGUCAUCCCGUUCUUGAAAAGUGCUACAUUCAUAGUGGGCAAGUAUAGUAUGCGAAGAACAGUUCAAUUGGGCUUGGGUGGGGACCGAGCCCCAAUCAUUUCAUUCCGUACGCAGCACAUGCCCGUUCUACAUGCACUGGCUCAAAUCUCGGUCUUGGAAGCAUUUGCUGAUUGGGCAACGACCCAAUUUACAAACACUCAGCUUGAUCCUCGAUCUAGGUACGGCAUAGCGGUCAUCGUCAAAGCCGUGUUUGUCAAUCAUGGCCAGGACACUCUGGCCGGUCUAAUUGAGCGAAGUGGCGCGCAGGGGGUAUUUCUCCAUAAUCAAAUGACUGUUUUCGAGGCUUUGACUAGGAUCACGACUAUCGCAGAAGGAGAUAUUCAGGUGCUUUCUAUUCGGCUCGCCACAGAGCUUCUCAUCGGCCGCUACAAACUCCCCAGCAGCACCAAACCCCUAUGCCUGCUGGCGCAACACGAAGCCGGUAUCAUCGCCGAACUCGAGCAAACCCAAAACACCGAUGCAAAUUUCCACCGCGGGGAGGAGUACAACGCCCGCAUUCUCCGCCAUUGUCGUAGCAUGGUAGUCGCAAUCGGACUUCGCAUGGCAUACGAGGCCGCUGCCGAAGCAGGAGUCGAUCCUGAUCUUCUCGCGUUGUAUGAGGCGGGUGCGAUGAGGAGUGAUUCCAGCUGGUAUGUUGAAAACCUGGGACUAAAGAGGGCCACUCAACUUGAGAUGGAGCGGAAGGCACUUGAUGAGGUUUUUCCCAAACUGGAUAAACUCUUGGAUCAGUUAGAUAUUGAGCCUUAUUGUUCGGCGCCAAUGCUAUCUCAAUCUAGAUGGGAAGCGCUUAUUAAGGAGAAUCCAAUCUACAGAGGGAAUGGGCAGUGGGAUGCCCUAGCUGAUGACACUUGUAAGAAAGCUGAAAAACUAGCUAGGCUGUGAGAUCUCAGAGGUUGUGCAGAUGUUCCUUGGCUUUGUUCCAAUAGAGAGAUAUAGACAGGAACCGGACAUCGGCAGACCUGCCCCUAAUCAGGGAGCGAGCAGAGAAGUGAAGGGGGACGACUAUGCCAUUUUACUUUAACAUGGGUGAUAAAUUACUGCAAUCGAAGACGAUUCUAAGCUCGUAUCCCUCAUAAAUUUGAGGGUUGCUGUGAAUCUAGUGAGCUGGAACUUCUAGUCGUUAGGGAUGGAGAGAGACUCAGGGAUGGGGUUUAGUUCCGGCAUACUGUG